Molecule: messenger RNA, 1225 nt
Organism: Schizophyllum commune H4-8
Lineage: Eukaryota; Fungi; Basidiomycota; Agaricomycetes; Agaricales; Schizophyllaceae
Product: NAD(P)-binding protein
Exons: 7
Coding region: 96-1052 (318 amino acids)
Source: RefSeq, a predicted model, not a curated record
UAAAGUCUUAAAUGGCGUCGGAUCGCACCCGUGUUAUAAAAGGGCAUGUGCGUUGAGGUUCUAUAGAAACCCUCAGAACCCCCCUUUUACCCAAGAUGUCCAACGAGAGCAAGCCCCGUGUUGUGGUACUCGGUGCCACUGGCAGAACCGGUACCAGUGUCGUCAAUGGCCUGUUGAAGUUUGGAAACUUCCGUGUCGCCGUGGUUGUGCGUUCGGCGACCAAGCCAGCCGUGGUCGACUUCCAGGAGCGCGGUGCGGAAGUGCUCGUGCACCCCGACCUGUCCAAGGCCUCGCAUGACGAGCUGGUCACUCUUCUCAAGGGCACUGAUAUCUUGGUAUCCGCGAUUACUGCCUACCUCCUCGAGUCUCAGCGCCCUAUAUUCGCGGCGGCGAAGGAUGCUGGCGUCAAGCGCGUCGUUCCCUGCGAUUGGUCAUCGCACGCGCCUCCUGGCGCAAUGCUCCUGCAGGACAUGAAAUACGAUAUCCAUAAGUACAUUCGUGAACUCGGCAUCGGCUACACCAUCAUCGAGGUCGGCAUUUGGCUACAGGCCCUUCUCCCCUACCCGCCUAAAUACGCCGGCCAGUCCGGCAUCGUCAAGCUCUCGCACACUUUCCACGAACCGGGCAACGUCCCCACCGCCGGCACCGACAUCAACAACAUCGGCGAAUGGGUCGCGUUGAUCCUGGCCGACCCGCGCACGCUGAACCAGACCGUGUUCGUCUGGGAAAACCAGGCGACGCAGAAGGAGCUUUACAAGCUGGCAGCAGCGAAGGGUGUGGACGUCGAGGAGUUGGACAAGGUGGUCACCAAGACCACCGACGCCAAGCUCAAAGCCGAGAUCGACGAAAGCAUCAAGGCCGGGAAGGAAGGCUUCGUGCCACGCGUGAUGGGCGAAUACGCCUACAGCAUGUGGUACCGCGGCGACAACACGGUGGAGAGCGCAGUGCGGGACGGUGCGCUCGACGCGCGGAAGCUCUACCCCGACCACCCGGUGAAGAGCCUCGCCGAGUUCGCGCAGAACUGGUACCCGAACUUCUUGGUGCCGGCCUAGGGGAAUGGUUGGGUAGCAGAAUCGAGCAUGGUACAAAACCCGGGUGCAGCGCUUGCUCUCGAAAUGCGGGAGUGUCAUGCGUAACGACUAUGACGACGACAUCAUCAUCAACGUCUGCAUAUCCGGUAUACACCCCUUCUCCCUCGUCAGGUAGUCGACGAUAUCCCGCGCGU